AUGGCGGCGGAGGACGCGUUUUACAAGGGGGAAAUCCGGCCGGUUUUCCCGCUGUUCAAGAGGGAUCUUCUCUUCACCGGCGCCGGCGGCGAUUUGGAGGAUUUUACGGCGGAGAGGUUGCCGGUAACGCCGCCGGUCAAGAAGGUCUUCGUGGAGACCACAAACGACGAGUCUCCGGGGAGCGACGAAAUCGCCGGUCCGUACUGCCAGUGGUCGAACCGGCCGGCUCAGGAGGAGACCGGACCGGAGGUUUGCAAGAAGAGCAACUCGACCGGGUUCUCCAAGCUGUGGAGAUUCAAGGAUUUCCUCCACCGGAGCAACAGCGACGGGAGGGACGCCUUCGUGUUCUUCAACCCUCCGUCGCCGGCGGCGACUUCCGGGGAGAAAAAAUCACCGGAGACCAAAAAGGGCGGCGAAGUCAAAGUCAAAGCGCCGCAAAAGAAGAAAAAGAAGAGCGAAAGCGUGUUGGCCCACGAGCGCUACAUGAGAAGUAAAGCCAAAGAUGACGCCCGCCGGCGGUCGUACCUUCCUUACCGGCCGGAGCUCGUCGGACUCUUCACUAACGUUAACGGCGGAUUAACGAGAAAUGUACACCCCUUCUAA
Ipomoea triloba (trilobed morning glory) is the source of this 603-nucleotide messenger RNA. RefSeq lists its product as uncharacterized. NCBI's taxonomy places the organism in Eukaryota, Viridiplantae, Streptophyta, Magnoliopsida, Solanales, Convolvulaceae. The transcript has 2 exons. The record is from RefSeq and is a predicted model, not a curated record. Bases 1 to 603 code for a protein of 200 amino acids.